This is a messenger RNA of Medioppia subpectinata, 1608 nucleotides long. Lineage: Eukaryota; Metazoa; Arthropoda; Arachnida; Sarcoptiformes; Oppiidae. The record is from the annotation of a GenBank genome assembly.
AUGGUUAGGGAUAGGGAUCUAAAAGCUCACCAAUUGGUGUUGGCACAGUCACAAAACCAGUCAUUCAUUCAUUGCUUGUUUGAUUCAAACCUCAAAUACAACUCCAGUUUCAGCGCCGAAGACAACACCACCAGAACUAUCACUACAACUGAUCCGAUGGCCACACAGUCGUCGACCGCAGCGGUGGUGAACACGAGUCCGGGCGGCGGCACAACCACUACAGUCGUUGUCACCACAACUAUCACAACCACGAGAACCGGUGCCACCAGUCCUGAGGCCACUGACAGCACCGCCACCGCCGACGACAACACUAUCAUUGCCAACACAGCCAACGCUCCGGAGGUCACCACUGAUCCCAAGCCAAAGACAGCGGCGGAUCCAAAGGCGCCGCCGAUCGCCGGCGCAAACAAUGGCCACAAAGACAACAACAACACUGACGACAACAACAAGACAACAGAUCCGACACCCGUUGUCACCACCGAAGACACCAUUGGCUACGAGUACGAAGUGGACGAACGGGUGCUCUGUUUUCACGGGCCGCUCAUCUAUGAGGCCAAGUGUCUGAAGCGUCGGCCGGAACCGAAGCGCCAGUACUUCGUCCACUAUAACGGGUGGAACAAGAAUUGGGACGAAUGGGUGGACACGAGUCGGCUCCUGAAGUUGAAUGACGACAACCGACGCGUACAGCAGGAGCUGAAGGCCGUCCAUAAGCCGCAGCGUAACGGCGCGGCCAACGGUGCCGGCGGUGGUGGUAAUGGUGGCGCCAGUGGUUCAGCGCCAACCGCUUCCACCUCUUCGUCGUCUUCCCGCAAACGCAAGACCACCGCCACUAAUGGUACGGCUCAGGAGACGGCCACUACUGGCGGCGCCGGUAAGCGCUCUAAGUCUGGCGCCUCUAAUGGCAAAAGUGGUGCAAAUAAUGCCAAAGAUCAGUCAAACGGCGAGUCGUCGACCACUACAAGCGAGGGCUCGGCGUCGGCCUCAGCCACGCCAUCGACGUCCGCCACCGGAACCGCUUCGGGCCGUAAGAAGAGACGCCAUUCGGUGCCGGCGUUUGUCGAGACGGAAGAGGCGUUCACAUCAAAGCCCGAAAUACGGAUCAAAAUACCCGACGAACUGAAGCCGUGUUUAGUGGACGACUGGGAUCUGAUCACAAGACAGGAACAACUGUUUGAUUUGCCGGCGAAGAUCACUGUGGACUCAAUACUAGAAGACUAUACUAAACAGCGACAAAUGGCCACAAAGAUGACACCCGUGAAGGAGAGCCAAGUGAUGGAAGCGGUGGACGGCAUACGGGAGUACUUCAACGUUAUGUUGGGCUCGCAGUUGUUGUACCGCUUCGAGCGGUGCCAAUAUCAGGACCAGUUGGCCACCAAACCCGCCGACCGGCCCCUGAGCUCAGUGUACGGCGCCAUUCAUUUGCUGCGUCUGUUCACAAAGUUUGGCCACUUCUUGGCGUUUACGGCGCUCGACGAGAAGGCCGUACAGCUGUUGCUGACACACGUCCACGACUUCUUGAAGUAUUUGUCUAAUAACUGUAUACUGUUUUUCAAUACCAGCGACUAUUCGGCCGCUUCUCCCGAAUACGUCCGCAAGACUAUGGCCUGA